Molecule: messenger RNA, 980 nt
Organism: Liolophura sinensis
Lineage: Eukaryota; Metazoa; Mollusca; Polyplacophora; Chitonida; Chitonidae
Product: mammalian ependymin-related protein 1-like
Exons: 6
Coding region: 78-674 (198 amino acids)
Biological process (GO): cell-matrix adhesion
Cellular component (GO): lysosome; extracellular region
Molecular function (GO): calcium ion binding
Source: RefSeq, a predicted model, not a curated record
CGAACGUGUGCUUGUGUGAUCCACGGUGCAGACGGUCUGGUCGAUUUGGGUCGGUAAAUAAUAACAACUUUUUGAAAAUGAGGGGACUUUUUGUUUUGGCACUGGUAGUGGUGACAGUGUAUGCCCAAGAGCCUCAGAGAUGUGCGACACCAACAAUCUGGGAGGCCCGUCUGUUCGAGCAAGACAGAAGCAAGAACUUCCAGAGGCGCGCUAAGCUGUCUUAUGAUGAGGUGAACCAGCGCGUCAGGCGGAUUGAGGAGGUGGACUUCAGCGAGUCUCGGGACUUCUACGACGAACUCUUCCUCCAUAAUGUCGGUAUUGCCUACCGUCUUAACCUGCGCACACGUGUCUGCAACGUGACAGCCCUUUCGUCACCCUUCAGACGGGUGGGUAUCCCGACGUUCGCCAAGUUCCGUGGGGAAGGUUACAUCGGUGCGUCUGUCCCUAACGCGGGGGUACUUGUGUCUUUGUGGGACGGGGCAACACCCGACGGAGGCUUUUACUUCGGCGCCUGGACUGUCUUGGACUGUGUGCCAGUUAAUGAUGGUUACUUCAGUAACCAGACUGGAUUCAUCAGCUGGAAUUUCUUUGAUGUCACCCUCGGUAUUUCCGACCCCAAUGUCUUCGUUCCUCCAUCAGAGUGUGCCAGUCAGGAAUUCAAAGUUGUAGUCUAAAUCAUGUUUAUAAGUACUAGCAAAACAUCAUAGGCGCAUGACCAACUCUGCGGAACAUACAGGCGCUGGUAGCUGGAUUCGUGUACUGCUCUGUCCGAUGUAUUUGUAUGCUCUGCAAGGCCAGUACAAGAACCCAUUUACCAUGGAACUGUAGUUAGUGUCUCCACACCCUUGGAGACCGCUUAGUCCGUUACUGGGGCAGGCGAUUAUCCUAAUCCACUAGACUGAUACUCCAUCAUAACUUUGUGUGUAAUUUAUGCGAGAGUUGCAUCAAUAAACAUGUAAAUAAAACCCAUUAACACAUUC